Messenger RNA from Theileria orientalis strain Shintoku, 1470 nucleotides. RefSeq lists its product as hypothetical. The record is from RefSeq and is a predicted model, not a curated record. The transcript has 5 exons. Lineage: Eukaryota; Apicomplexa; Aconoidasida; Piroplasmida; Theileriidae. Bases 1 to 1470 code for a protein of 489 amino acids.
AUGCUAAAAACACCUCCAGGCAUUAACAAGCGCGAAGGCUCGUCAAAAUAUAUCGAGGACGCUGGUGCUGUGUUUGAUUCGUUGUAUAAAAAAUACCUUAACACUGAAAAUAUUCAAAAGCAGGCGGAGACCUAUCUGCUCAAAUCGCUCUACAACAAGACAGUUUCAAAGAAAAAGGCCCCCGCUCCCGAGUCAGGCGAUUCUACCUCUGGGUUGGCAGACACCUCUCGCCCAAGUGCGCAGACCCCCAAGGGAGCAGUUGGCAGUAACAUCUCAAAACUAGUCGAUUAUUACCAGAAUUUGCCUCAGCACGCCAAGGGUUCCGGCGCUGAGCACAGCAAGUCGACCCCUGCAAAGCUGAACCAGAAGGUGAGCUUCGAGGACCAACAGCCUCCCCGUCCCCUAGCAAGUUUCAACAGCGCCAUCGGCAGUGUCACGGGCACUUCAGCCAGGGGCCUUAACGGUACAACGUCAAACAGUCCGCUCGCUGCGCACGUCAGUUCGUUGACCAACGGGUCGGUCUCAGACGACUUAAGCGACGUCAGCGACGACGUUCAACUAAACAGGAACUAUAUAAGGAUUCAAAAGGUACAGGACGACCAGAAUAGUGACAGCCCAGAGUUAAACAGAGUCAGUAAAAACGGCCGCGACAGUAAGGAGGACCCACUUGAAGGCAUAGAGGACUACUUCAGCUCACCGCCGACGAGUAAACGCUACAGCAGGUACUUCUACAACAUCUCAGCAAAGCGCAAGGACAGCCUGUACGUCUCCACGGUCUGCAUCCUAGUGCAGUCGCUGCUCUUCGUGUUCCUGCUCACAGGGUUCCUGCUCCUGAACACGUACAUAAUCAACCUGCCGCUGCGCAACUGCUUCGUCAACGUCUCAUUCCCCUUCCUGAUCCACUUCCUCCUCUUCUACGCAGUCUUCAACUACGCUGACGACUACCUGAGGAAGAAGCAGCUCAUGUACACCAACGACUUUAACCUGGACGUGGUGACGAGGCGUCUGAACCGCGAGAUCGCCUUCACGAACCUGAGUCGCGUCACAUUCUGGUUCGACAAGGCAGUCAUCGUUCUCGCAGUCGUCAUCGCCUGCUUUCCCUUCUCGGGCACCUAUAACCUGAAGCUGUGGACCUACACUGAGUACGUGUACAUGGUCCUCGUGUUCGUUUUCUUCAUUCUGCACGUACUCUACUCUCUCUAUUACUUCAACUUCAAGUUCAUUGAAUUAGUCUUUUCGAAAAGGAGCAGCAGGAGCGACAAUUACAGUGCUUCUAAUGAUGCUUCCGGGGAUGUCUCAAAUACGGAUGCGGGCGUUCCUAAUACUGCUGCGGAUGAUUAUAGUAUCGUAGAUGGUGUGGAGGUUGAGAGAAUGGAGCUGAAGAAGAGGCUGUACAAGUCUUACAAGAGCAGGAAGUUAUCCAACCCUUCAACAAAGAGUCGUCGAAGGCACACGCAAUCUAACCGAUGA